AACUGCUUUUACUAUUUCUGAGCUCAAAGCAGUUAUCUUCAACUGAACUCUCCGUCGUCCUGCGAAAACAAGAGGUCAAAGCAGUUAUGCCGGGCAGAGUCUGAAGGCUUCAAUUUCUUGACUUGAACAAAGCCAUGCUGCUGCUCUGUUCUCCUCUUCGUGCAAAGCUCUCUUUUUCUGAGACUACUCUUUUUGCUUGCCAAGCUCGAGGAGUAUUUUCCACCCAGAAAAUGUUCAGAGUGCAGUGCCAGGCUGGUAGCUACCUGCAAGCUCAUCGAGAAGAGAACAGAAAUGUCUUGUGUUCGGAGGAGAACUUGAGGAGGAGAAAUCUUCUACUUGUUCUAGUUACUUCAAGCAUACCUCUGGCUUUUCCAUCUUAUGGAAAGACAAAAGGUAAAAACCCAUAUGAUGAAAAACGUUUGUUAGAGCAAAACAGGCGCAUACAAAAAGAAAAUAAUGCACCUGAAGACUUCCCAAAUUUUGUCAGAGAAGGAUUUACUGUAAAAGUUGUGGCAUCAGAGAAUUAUGUAAAGCGUGACUCAGGUCUUGUAGUGUGGGAUAUUGCUGUUGGUAAAGGUGAUUCUCCAAAGGCUGGUCAGCAGGUGACGUUUCACUAUGUCGGUUAUAAUGAGUCAGGCCGCCGCAUUGACAGUUCAUAUGUACAGGGUACUCCGGCAAAAAUCCGAAUGGGUACUAAUGCAUUAGUUCCAGGUUUUGAGGAAGGAAUCCGGGACAUGAAACCAGGUGGAAAAAGGAGAAUUGUAAUUCCCCCAGAACUAGGACCGCCAGUAGGACCUUCCACCUUUUUCAGCUCAAAACAAUUUGAGGUUUUUGAUGUGGAACUGGUUAGCAUUCAAGAUUGCACAAGGAGGACAAUUGGUUUUUACUCCGAUUUUGUUUGUAAUUGAAUGAUGAAGCUUUUCCUUCAAAUGUUGGUGGUAUGUUUCCUUUGGACAUUGCACAACCGAUAAGAAAAAGAGGUUCCUGACACCGUGGGUAUAAAAGGUGGCAUGCGGGCAAACAUUAGACAGCACGAUAGGGUGCUUAAGACCUGUUCGUAUGCCAAGCCGGACCCAUUUUUCAAGGUUUAGCUUUAGCUUGUCCCUAGCUACCCCUGUCAGCUUAUAGUAGCCUAUAUUCCUUGUUUUACCAUGUGUGUAGACAUAACCAAUUCAUGCAUCCACCUAUAUAAUGGACACACCUGAACAAACACACACGUAUAC
Coffea arabica (coffee) is the source of this 1223-nucleotide messenger RNA. RefSeq names its product peptidyl-prolyl cis-trans isomerase FKBP20-2, chloroplastic-like. The record is from RefSeq and is a predicted model, not a curated record. Gene Ontology annotation, molecular function: peptidyl-prolyl cis-trans isomerase activity. Lineage: Eukaryota; Viridiplantae; Streptophyta; Magnoliopsida; Gentianales; Rubiaceae.